Molecule: messenger RNA, 1005 nt
Organism: Arachis ipaensis
Lineage: Eukaryota; Viridiplantae; Streptophyta; Magnoliopsida; Fabales; Fabaceae
Source: RefSeq, a predicted model, not a curated record
AUGGCUACAAUUGCCGAAGCACUCACCCGUUUGACUCUUUUGCCUCUGACUACACAAAAUGCCCAACAAGCCUCAACUUCUAGUAGUUUGCCCUCACAAUCUCAACCGAAUCCUAAGGGGAGCAUCAAUGCUAUCACCCUUAGGAGAGGCACCAAGUUGGAUGAAAUUGGUGUUGUGCCUACAAGUUCUAGUGAGGAAACCCGCAAGGAAGAGGAUGAGGAGGAACCACUCAAGACCAAGGAGCCAAAGAGGAAAAAUCCGAUUGAAGAGCCUAUGCCCAUUCCAUUCUCAACUUUGGCAAAGAAGGUCAAGAUGCAAGAACAACUUGACCCCAACAUGGUGGAAAUUUUUAAGAAUAUUGAAGUCACAGUCCCUCCAUUUCAGGCCAUUCAACAAGUGCCCAAAUAUGCCAGGUUCCUCAAAGAUGUUUGUACUCACAAGGAGAAAAUUGGCGAACUCAACAAAAGGGCGGUAGAUGAUUCUAUCUCUUCUUUAAUUCCGAAAAAAUGCAAUGAUCCUGGCCCAUGUUUGGUUACUUGCUUGAUUGGUGGGAUUAAGUUCACAAACUGUAUGUGCGAUUUGGGAGCGUGCGUAAGUAUUACGCCACUCCCCAUUUAUGAGAAAUUGAACUUGUCACCCUUAAAGAGGUCCGGGGUGAGAUUCGUGUUGGCCAAUAAGAGUAUUGUAUCAGUUGUGGGGAUUGCAGAAAAUGUUCUGGUUGACAUCCAAGGUUUACUCUUCCUGCUUAAUGCACAUUCUGGAGUCUAUUCUUUUGAGACCGAUGGCAAGGUAGCAAGAUUCACAUUGGAGAAAUCAAGGAAACCCAUCCUCGAAGCUUAUUCUAUCUUUGGGUGUGAUAUAAUCGAAGAUGAAGUGAUUGAGGUUGGCAAGGAACAACAAGAAGAGAAGAUUGCCAAGAAGUCUAAUUUAAGAUAUCACACUCAACCAAAGAAUGCCAAGGAGUUGGAGAUUUUCCUCCUUGGGGAAGUUUCAAGUGACCAAUGA